CAGAUAAAAUUCGUUGGCGAUUUUAACAGCGAAAUUAAGACACACUUGAAGAUUACUAAUAAAAGUGAUAUGAAACAAGCGUUCAAGAUAAAAUGUACGAGAAACGAUCUGUUCAAAAUUCGACCCGCCACAGGGAUUCUGGACUACAAUCAGACAUCGAACAUUACUCUCACAUACAAACCUAAUGGGGAGGUUCCUGAGAACGACAAGCAUCAUUUUGGAGUCUAUCAUAUUCCUGCACCAGAAGGGUGCACAUGUGAAGGAGCGUGGAGCGAACACUAUGGGCCACCACAGGGAGAAUUCAGACUCAAGGUUCAGCUUUGCUACCAGUAA
Haemonchus placei is the source of this 333-nucleotide messenger RNA. NCBI's taxonomy places the organism in Eukaryota, Metazoa, Nematoda, Chromadorea, Rhabditida, Trichostrongylidae. The record is from the annotation of a GenBank genome assembly.